AUGUCUGAGCAGGGUAGUAAGAGCAAGCCGAUUCAGCACUAUGGUCGUGGAGGUGCAGGCAAUGUUGCGCCUAAACGGGACACGGCUUCGCCGGCACCCGAGCCUCUGACAACGCCAACUCUCAAAUCCAAGAUGUACAGCACCGGCCGAGGCGGGACCGGCAACAUGGCCAAGAACGAUUUCGGCGACGAGGCACGCACGGCGCAAGAUGUUGACGUGCCGGGAAUCACUCUGCCUGAAAACACUCACCACACUGGGCGAGGCGGCGCUGCCAACCUGUAUACUCCGACAGGAUCGGAGGCACUGGACGCCAAAACCAACAACGAGCGAGUCCGGCGGACCUCGUUUCAGCGGGGUAAAGAUCGAGCUGAAGAGUCCAUCAAAGGGCUGGCCGACAAGGCCAAGGCAGCUGUCAAAGGUGGUAGAGAUAGCAAUGAGGAAGCCACCUCGUGA
Molecule: messenger RNA, 453 nt
Organism: Cyphellophora europaea CBS 101466
Lineage: Eukaryota; Fungi; Ascomycota; Eurotiomycetes; Chaetothyriales; Cyphellophoraceae
Exons: 3
Coding region: 1-453 (150 amino acids)
Source: RefSeq, a predicted model, not a curated record